Messenger RNA from Coregonus clupeaformis (lake whitefish), 1401 nucleotides. RefSeq names its product selenoprotein Pb-like. Gene Ontology annotation, cellular component: extracellular region. Bases 513 to 983 code for a protein of 156 amino acids. Gene Ontology annotation, molecular function: selenium binding. Gene Ontology annotation, biological process: selenium compound metabolic process. The transcript is spliced from 2 exons. NCBI's taxonomy places the organism in Eukaryota, Metazoa, Chordata, Actinopteri, Salmoniformes, Salmonidae. The record is from RefSeq and is a predicted model, not a curated record.
GUUAAGAAAAUAUUUACUAAAUAAACUAAAAAAAUAAAAGUAACACAAUAAAAUAACAAUAAUGAGGCUAUAUGAGAAGAAGGGAAGGGAACACUGCCCAUACCUAGCUCCCCAACCAAGGUGUAGGGAUUGACGAGAAAAAGCCCUGAUGAAGGCUGAGGGCUAAAAUGCCUUGGUUUUACUUGAAACAAUAAACAAGCACUUUUAUCAACUUUCACUGUCCUCCAAGAGUUGCUGAAUAACCUUGUCACUUCAAUAUGACAGGUAAGAUCCAUCACAGAGGGGUCCUUGUGUGGGACAGCCCAGGUCCAAAUACUGUCACGUUGCUUCUCAGAAUUAUAAAUGUUCCAUGAAUAAGGAAUGGGUUUGUAUUGAUUGAAGGCAACAUGUCAGCACCAAUCUAAAGCUUACCACUGCUCUUUAAUGGUAUGAAGUGUCUUUUCAGGUUUAAAUGAGAUAUUUUCUAUCUACAUAGAUCUUUGUAAUUGGUGUGACACCUCAUUCAUGUGGCCAUGGAUCUCUCUCCUCUCGCUGACAGAUGUGGGAGACUAACAUUCCACAUAGUCCUGCCCUACAGCUUCCCCCACUACCCCUGUAUAGAAGCAGCUGUCAGAGCCACCUACCACAAGGACAUCUGUGGCAACUGCACCGUGGACUCCAACUCUACUUCCUCAGCUGGGUGUAACAGCAGCCAGAGAAACAAGUCUCUGAGCAGCGCAGGGAUGGGUGUUAACGAGACAGACAGCACAGUGGCAGAUACAGUGAGGCAGAUUGAAGUCGCUACUGUCGGCAACCCAGCUCCAACUGAUGGACACCAGAUGUUGUCUGAGGGGGGUGUUAAUAUGCUAAACAUACAUCACCAGCAGCACCAGCAGCAACAUAACUACCAGCAGCAACAUAACCAGCAGCAGCAACAUAACCACCAGCAGCAUCAUAACCACCACAACCUUGGGUCAGACACAGAUAAACAGGACUCCAAUUAACAUCAUCUGUGUAGUUUCUGAGACGAGUAAUAGUUAGUUAGCAUGGUGGUGGUGGCUUAUGUCAGUGACUUGACCGUCCGAUAAAUAGUUUUGUAUGAAUUCAGUUUGAUUUUGUCUGUGCCUGUCAAUUGUAUCUGAUAAAGCAAACCUGUACAGUAAACUGGCCCUUGGAAUACAGUGUGUCUUCCCUACAUGUGGUUGGGUGACAGGUUCUACUCUCCUCUGCUAUGAAGUCUGCGGGUCAAACCUUACUGAGGUGCCUGUAGGCAGAUGCUGUGCUGAGGAAAAUGGGACUGAUAGUCACCGAACCCAUGCAGGGCAGUGUGCUGGACUUCAGGGUAUACUUAGGCAUCCAAAAUGUAGGUUCCAGGUUGCUAGUUGUUCCAUGGUCAGAUACUGGUUAUUCACAAGCAUGUAG